Molecule: messenger RNA, 1913 nt
Organism: Schistosoma curassoni
Lineage: Eukaryota; Metazoa; Platyhelminthes; Trematoda; Strigeidida; Schistosomatidae
Source: the annotation of a GenBank genome assembly
AUUUAAUGUUGUUAUAUAAUUAUCGCGUCAAUUUAGGUUUCAUGUCCUAGAUUAUUUUCAAAAAAAUGGCUGUCAAGACUGAGCCUUUUCUUCUGGAACGAACUGUAUAUGUCGGCAUAGCUUUAAUUAUCCCAAGUUAUUCGAUUUAUAAGCUUUUUAUCUCUUCGAAAAGUCCAGGUGAAAUAUUUUUUCAAAUUAUAAUGACAAAUUCAGUAAAUCUAAAUUUAUUACGACUGAAAAAUGUUAGUUUAACUCAAAAUUUGGUGCUAAUGCAAGAUGCAGCUGAAUUUCAGUGGACGUUGCUUCCGUUGUGGAUGAGUUUUGUACCUUAUCUUUUACUCUAUUCGAUCGUAUCAUCAUUCGUUUUUGCGUUGGUGAACAAAAAAAUAUUCAAAUGUUGUCGAAUAAUAUUAUCGAUUUGGCUAAUAAAUUAUUUGGUGGGUUAUAAAAUCCUAAUGGACGUCUUUUUGAACAUAUUAUGCUUUUCAUGCAUAAGUUAUUUGGUCUCUGGAAAUUGGCUCUUGAUAUGGGCGUUUGCAGUUUUAGUGUUUCAAGCAUCUGAAUCCUUUGAAUCAUCGUUUAACUUUGGAUUGAUAUCAUACGACUGGUAUAUGAUCUUGUAUGCGGCGCAUUUUUAUAUAGUUCUACGCAGUUUAAGUGUGGCGUUAUCGUUCCAUAAAUGUUCGAACAAUUUUAAGUCAUCUUUUGUCAAAAAGACAGAAAAAGAGGAAUCAAUCAUUAACUGUGCCCCUAAAUCCUCACUAGAAUAUUUAUUGGAUGUAUUAGACUAUUCUUUAUACCCUCAUUCAUUGCUGUUAGGUCCACUCGUCUUGUAUUCAAAUUGGGUUAAUUUCUGGGAAAAUCUUGAUAGUUUACAUUCCAGUCAUCUGUCACCCAGUUUUAGAGCAUUACUCGACACACUGAUAUCACUUGUUUCCAAAGCUAUCCGGUUGAUAUUCUGGAGCUCAUUUUGGUCAUUAUGCCUUUGUAUAGUUUAUCCGAAUUCAUUCGGUUAUUUGAUUUCUUAUGCACAAAUUAGUGAAUUAUCUAUACAAAAUAAAUCAAAUCAGUACUAUCUUAUUAUUGAUCGUGGUACAGUGGGUGCGAGUAUUUAUUUACGUAGUUUACAUUUAUUCAUUAUAUAUUUACAAUUUUAUGGAUGGCCAUACGUACUUUCAAAUUUCGAAUGCCUACUCAUAAAUUUGUUACAGAAAUUAUUGAAUAUUCUUCAAUCAUGUGGGCGAAACACCAAAGCUACUACUACUGUCACUGAUCAAACAAGAAAAUCUCAUAGUGACCCAAGCCUAAUUCAGGUUUCGUUUAUGCCUGAACCACCAGCAUGUCUCUUACAUUUCCUUCUGAUUUCUGAAUGUUGGCGGUCAUUCGAUCGCGGAUUGUACAAUUUCAUCAAAUCUUAUAUUUUUAUACCUGUUAUGAAGUUCAAUUUACCGUCAAAUUAUAAACAUUCAUUACUAUUAAUUCCCUUUCCUAUCAUUAAAAACUGGUUAGCGCUUAGUUUAUCCUAUUCAUUUGUUCUUUUAUAUCAUGGAAUUGAUAAAACAAAUGCAAUUUGGUUAUCGACAAAUUUACUGCUUUUAUUUUCUGAACGUUCUGUGAAAUGGAUUUAUCGAUGUACUAAUCUUGGAUCAGAAAUUCGUCAUCAGUUGUCUGAUAGAUGGAUUCGACGUCUUUCACUGUUACUUUGUGCAACCAGUGGAAUUUUUUCAGUUUUGGGAAAUUUGCAUUUCCUCUUCGGUUCGAAAGUUGCAAAUCAACUAGCUGUGUGGUUGAUAUAUGAUCCAACUCUACGUUUCACAGUAUUUGUGUAUUUCUAUUGCCAAAUGAAUUUUGUCACCGAUUUAAGAAGUCUAUUCCCAUCGAUCAGACCACAUUUUGAGAAAAAGAUUCAAUGA